GCAUCAUUCAGAGCUGUCUUUACAAACCUCGGUGCGAGUGGAAGAAAGGGGCCAACUUCUCUCGGUAGUUACUACAGUGGUCAGGAUCAUGACGGUCAAGUUACAUUGGCCAGCGGUAUUCAACAAUGGACUGUGCCGUACAUAGGUGACUACAGAAUAGAGGCUAUAGGAGCUGCAGGGGGGUACGACACAUCCAGCAGUAGGGGACAAUACCAAGGAAGAGCUGCUAGAAUGAAAGGAACUUUUCGCUUAUUCAAAGGCGAAAAAAUUCAGAUACUUGUUGGUCAAGAGGGUGGAAUCAACAGACAUAGCCAGAGCUCCGGAGGCGGUGGAGGUACUUUUGUAGUGAGAGGAAGCAACACGCCUUUAAUCAUAGCUGGAGGAGGUGGUGGCAUAGAAAGUGCUUCCUCCAGGCAUUCAGGAUGCGAUGCCUCUACGGGGACCACAGGAAAUGCUGGGUACAAGUCAUGGUCAGGAGGAAGUGGUGGACAAGGAGCAACGACCGCUGACAAUGACAACUCAGGUGAGAUGAGUGUGUCAAGACGAGUAGAACCACCACAACAGCAAUCUUCGCUAAAUCUAAAAUCUAACUACAUCCGCCUUCUUCAAUAUGGAUGCUAACCUCGUGGACAGAGGUCAAAGUCCUCAACUUCGUAUGCUGACCAUUUAUUCAUAUCAAUUAAAACGUUCAUCAAAGUAUUACGUUACCUGAAUCCACUCGUACUCUUAGUUCUCUUAAUCAGUUUAAAUCUCACGUACUUCAACGUUAUUCGGCUGCUUUUCGUACAAACUAUGACAUCACUAACUUUAACACCUGGAAGUCGAUCUGCUGCAAAUGCAGUAGGUCACGUAAUCUUCUAUUAGCUGGUAACUGACUAAGACUUUUUAGGAUUUUUAUACUUUUUAUAAUGUUUUAAUGUUUACAUAGUUAGUAUUUGUGUAUUUUCCGUAAGGGUACACUUAAUUUGAAGCCUCGCUCUGUUGUGUGUCCCGCACCUUCGUCCCUUAGUUUUUGUGUCUUGUUCAAAUGUUUUUUUCCCCUAGUCUUUUUUAGCAUUGAAAUCAUUGCGAUUAAAUAAAUAAAUAAAUAAAUAAAUAAAUAAAUAAAUAAAUAAAUAAAUAAAGGAACUUCACACAUCAGCCUUAAUAGCUGCUUAAGACUUUUUUUCCUUGUUUCCUGCAUGUUAAAUUUGUUUAACUUUCAAUAAUUCAUGAAAUGAAUUUAUAUUUGUUUUAUUGUUCCUCAUAUAAUAAGUAAGAGUAGGUUUUAAUGACCUUGACCAAAUCCGCUGAUUGAAAUUGGUGGUAUGCAUUUGAAUUUUACAAGUAAAAAGGCAUAUUAGUGACACACAUCGAGGCCUAAGUGAUGUGAUUACUUUUAUCAAUAGAAUCUUAAUUUUAUUUGUUAAAUGAAGCCUCAAGAAAUCCACCUGCACAUGUUACUUUUUGUUCCUCAGUAAAGAGUUACUGAUAAUAAUAUUAUUUAUAUUUUAGGUGGAGGCGGUGGUGGAUUUUAUUCCAGUGGAAGAAGCUCAAAGAACUUCGGAGGUUCAAUGGGGAAUGGCGGAGAAGGAGGCAAAGGAUUUCUUCAGGGAGGAGUGGGUGGAAGAGCCUGGUAUUACAAUGCUGUAGGCGGGUUUGGAGGGGGAGGUGGCGCUUAUGGAUUGGGAGGGGGUGGUGGAGGUGGAGGAGGAUACUCUGGGGGAAGUAGCGGGGAUAAUGAGGGAGACUCCUGUGGAGGAGGGGGAGGAUCCUACAAUGCUGGAAAGAAUCAGCAGAAUGAAUGCUGUUAUAAUACAGCUGGACAUGGUCAGGUGACCAUAACAUUGAUAUAG
Molecule: messenger RNA, 1835 nt
Organism: Porites lobata
Lineage: Eukaryota; Metazoa; Cnidaria; Anthozoa; Scleractinia; Poritidae
Source: the annotation of a GenBank genome assembly